UCGAGUUCGUUUGCGUUGGACCGCUGUCACUGCUGGAUACCAGGACUCGUCGAGAGGAACCUCCGGUCAUCGACGCUAUUUUCCGGGUGGUCAUUUCACUGCAUCCGCUUCCGGCCACCGUUCCACGAGCGCCGCUUUUCGUCACCGAACCAGCAGAAAGGCCCAACAACAGGCAGUCAACGUGAGGUGCUAGUCACGCCAGUCGUCGAAAACUCUCCUUCCUGAGGUGUAACACAAAGCGUACCGCGAGACAAAAAGGACGAAAAUGCAGGCCCGUAGCGUUAUACUAAAUGCUAAACAGACCGUGGACGCGCUGCGCACCCUGGUAGUGACCGCGUCGCCAAAGAAAUCGCUUACCAAAGCCGCCACGUCGGCCGCCGUGCAGGCUAUCCAGACGCGCGACUAUCAUGAGGUGACGGGCGACAUUAUCGUGCCCUCGAUGGUGCAGGGUAUCGAUCAUCUGCGCGAUCCGCGUCUAAACAAGGGCCUUGCGUUUACGCUGGAGGAGCGCCAGAUCCUCGGAAUCCAUGGGCUGCAACCGGCCCGGUUCAAGUCGCAGGAGGAGCAGCUGGAGCUCUGCCGUAUCUCGAUCUCACGCUAUCAGGAGGACCUGAACAGGUACCUAUACCUGGUGGACCUGCAGGACCGUAACGAGCGGUUAUUCUUCCGCUUGAUCUCGGAAGACGUGGAAAAGAUGAUGCCGAUCGUGUACACGCCCACGGUGGGCUUGGCGUGUCAGAAGUUUGGCCUUAUCUACCGCCGCCCGCGUGGUUUAUUCGUGACGAUCAACGACCGUGGGCACGUGUUCGAUGUGCUGCGCAACUGGCCGGAGCCGGACGUGCGCGCGAUCGUCGUGACGGACGGUGAGCGCAUUCUCGGAUUGGGCGAUCUCGGUGCGUGCGGUAUGGGCAUUCCGGUCGGUAAGCUGGCACUGUACACGGCCCUCGCCGGCAUUCCGCCGCACCAGUGUCUCCCGAUCGUGAUCGAUGUGGGCACGAACAACAAGGAUCUGCUGGAGGAUCCGCUCUACAUCGGGCUGCGACACAAGCGCGUCCAGGGCAAGGAGUACGACGACUUCAUCGACGAGUUCAUGCAGGCCGUUGUGAAGCGGUACGGUCAGAACACGCUCAUCCAGUUCGAGGACUUUGGCAACCACAACGCGUUCCGCUUCCUGGACAAGUACCGCAACACGUACUGCACGUUCAACGACGACAUCCAAGGUACGGCUUCGGUAGCGGUAGCUGGACUGCUCGCUUCGAAGCGGCUCACCGGCAAGCGUAUCUCGGAAAACACGUUCCUGUUCCUGGGCGCGGGCGAGGCUGCCGUCGGCAUUGCCGAUCUGGUGGUGAAGGCGAUGCAGGCCGAAGGUACGGAACUGCAGGCAGCACGCGAUAAGAUCUGGAUGUUCGACAUCGACGGUCUGCUGGCCAAGGGUAGGCCCGAGGGACGGCUCGGCGGUCACAAGGCGUACUAUGCCAAAGACCACGCGGUUAUGAAGAACUUUGCCGACGUGGUGAAGGAGGUGAAACCGUCCGUGCUGAUCGGGGCGUCCGCGGUCGGUGGCGCAUUUACGCCGGAAAUUUUGCAAACGAUGGGCAAGCACAACGAUAAGCCCAUCAUUUUCGCCCUAUCCAAUCCUACCUCCAAGGCGGAGUGUACAGCUCAGGCGGCGUAUGAUAAUACAGAGGGACGUUGCAUUUUCGCUUCCGGAUCUCCGUUCCCGCCGGUCAAGUACGGUGGAAAAACGUUCAUCACUGGCCAGGGCAACAACGCGUACAUCUUCCCCGGUGUAGCCCUCGGUGUCAUCGUAACCGGCACGCAUCACAUCCCGGAGGACAUGUUCCUUAUUGCCUCGCAGGUCGUCGCGGACCACGUUUCGGAGGAUGAUCUGGAGAAGGGUUCGCUCUACCCACCGCUCGGUGCCAUCAAGGAGUGCUCGAUGCAAAUCGCCGUCGGUGUGACCAACUACGCGUACCAGAAGGGGCUUGCAUCGACGUAUCCGGAACCCGAGGAUAAGGAAGCAUACAUUAAGUCGCACCUAUACGACUACAACUACGCCAGUGCCAUGCCCGUCACAUGGCCGUGGCCGAAGCAGGAAGAGGCAACGAAAACGCGAGAGAUCAAGCCAACCAAGCUACAGGCGUAAAUGGUUUCAGUCGAUCCCGCCCGACCCAUGUUGUUUCAGCAUCAGUUUCCACCAGUAUUUAUGUUGUCACCGUUUUCGUAGCUCAUUUAUUUAUUUGAUCACAUCCGGCCCGUGACCCAACGGCACGCCACGUUCGGAGGAUGACGAAUCUUCCGCGCUCUUUGGCUGGUCUUUGCGUGUGUGUGUGUGUGAGGUUUUUUUUUACUUGAAUUGAACGUUCCCCGGAUGGCGGUGGAAUAAUGGAAAGCUGCGAUUUCAAGCGCGCGCGCGAAAGAAGGUAGAGUUGAACGAAUGCAAUGAUGUUCCUUUUAAAAUAGUUAUUUAGAUAUGAUCCCGCUACCAAGAAAACAGAAACCUGUGUUGUGAUUGGUUUCUUAGCAAAUGUCUCAUCCUAACGAAAUAUGGCACCCGUAUGGAAUGCGUGAUGAACGGAAACCGAAGGAACAGCAGAUAGUGGAAAUUACGAUGUUACGAGUCCACAGGACCGCCAAUGACUGUGCAUGUUACACUCUGUCGUCAAAUUAUGUACGUUACACAAACCCUACUCGUACAAGCAGGAAAGCGAAGGCUAACUUGUUAGGAAAGUAUGUCUUAAAUAAAUUGAUUCGUUUUAUCUGACGUACGAACCACAAAGUA
This is a messenger RNA of Anopheles coustani, 2782 nucleotides long. RefSeq names its product NADP-dependent malic enzyme-like. Gene Ontology annotation, molecular function: malate dehydrogenase (decarboxylating) (NADP+) activity; NAD binding; malate dehydrogenase (decarboxylating) (NAD+) activity. The coding region runs from base 266 to 2146 and encodes 626 amino acids. The transcript has 4 exons. NCBI's taxonomy places the organism in Eukaryota, Metazoa, Arthropoda, Insecta, Diptera, Culicidae. Gene Ontology annotation, cellular component: mitochondrion. Gene Ontology annotation, biological process: pyruvate metabolic process; malate metabolic process. The record is from RefSeq and is a predicted model, not a curated record.